Messenger RNA from Lymnaea stagnalis (great pond snail), 6900 nucleotides. The record is from the annotation of a GenBank genome assembly. Lineage: Eukaryota; Metazoa; Mollusca; Gastropoda; Lymnaeidae.
GUUUACAUUAAAUGGCUGCACUUAUGUUGUGUACUGAGCUUGUAGCUCAACGUAAAUAGCAACAUCUGAAACACAUCCGUAUUUUCCGCGAAUUGUCAUUGGAUGCAGAUUUCGAAAAAAACUCUGUAAAGCUUGUCGUUAUUCAUCUACACUGGAAAGGUAAAUAAAUAUUUAUUUAGGAAUUAAACAUUUUCUUAACUUCAAAGUCAAAUUAGAUAUUUAUAAUUAUCGCGAGUGAUUUUCAAUCAUCAUGUCUCAACAUGAAAUAAUUUCUUGAGUCUUAAGUGUGCUGGCCUUAUUUUAGGUUAUUUGAUUGUAUUUUUCAAACUAGAAAGGUUGAACAAGUCUUUGAACACUUCUUUUUUUUAAACUAUUAGUCUAUUGUGACCUAUUUUUUUCAAAAAUAAAGUUGAUUAUGAGUUUGAGUUUGGUUUGAAAAAUUUAAAAAAUAAUAUUUAAAUAAAGGCAUGGCAUAGUCAUGAGUCAUGGCAUAUCCCCAUUAACAUUGUUCAUGAUUUUUCUUUUAAUUUUAGUCCAGACAUCAAGUCAAUUUUUUUAACAUUGAGUUUUCCUCCAAAUUUUGUCAUCCAUUUAUCAGCUGAUCACCUGCACCCAUAUUUCUCAAUAAUAAAAAAAAUGUCAUUGAGUCAUUGAAAUUGGCCUAUGCCAAUGUAGGCACUUGGAUACAAAAUUUAAAAAAAUUCAAAUAAUUUUUUUAAUAGCACAGUUAGUUAGAGCUAAUUUCAAAUAAAAAAAUGAAACCAGAAUCAACUUUUUAGCUUAAGUACUUUUUGAGCUAUGAAUUUUUAAAGUGUGAGUUCGUUUGGUAUUUUUUACUAUGGACGAAACCUCCACAUCUUGUGACCUCAUUCCGCUGAUCGCGUCAUGCGCAAUGACUAUAUACUUUAUAUAAGGCAACGCAUCGCCUUAUCACUAAAAUACUGUUUAGGGUCGACUGAGUUUAAACUUUCAACUUUGGCACAUGAAUAAUUAAUUAAAGCUUUCCCUGACCAAUGGUAUAGAAGUUUUUGCACACGGCAAACUCUUAUGAAUGAAACUCUGAGGUAGUACUACAAUACAGCCGUUAUGCAAGUGGCUGUGAAUGGUUGCCAACGACAACGUGUUGCACACGGUAAAUUCUGAUCAUUUAUAAUAUGGAUUCUACCGGGUUGUUAAAGCUCAAAUUAAAACAUUCCAGUUUAAAUGUCUUCAAAAUGCAUUUUGAAACACAAGUUAUCAAUUAUUUUGAUGUAGAUAGUGGUAAUAAAUUAAUAUUUCCUAAGUAUCGGCAACUUCCGCCAUUACAAAGGGGGCGUGGCCCACCCCAUGACGAAAUUAGGUUGAGCGAGCUGCAUGACCUGCUGCGAACGCGUAGAAACAUAGCGUCUCUCGUAAGACACUUAUCGCUGUGAAAAUUGGCAUACGUGUAGAUCAAUAGAUUCCCCAGAUGCAAAAAAAAUUUGGUAGUGACAAAUUUUUUCCUUCGACUUAAUUUUAAUGAUGAAAGUUGCCUUAUAUUUACCAAGGAUUUUCUCAAAGCUGACUGAUUGUAAAUGAAAAAGAAAUUGAUUAAAAUGUAGGCCAAGAUGUCUACCUAAUUAUAAGGCCGAAAACGGAACUCAAAUAUAUAUCGAAAGUACUAAUUUAAUAAUAAAUAGACACACACAUCGGAAAAUUAAAAACUCGGAUUUUUUGGCGCCGAUUGCGAAAUCCCAUACACAAAAAGUAGUAGUCUCCCUUGACUUACCGAAGUACCUAGCCAAUGCCUAUUUUGCCUAUAUCAUUAUUAUUAUAAUUUACAGGAUUUGUUAUUUUUAUAAUUAUAGAUUAAUAAAUGAAAGUAUAAAUUAUGUUUUAGAAAAGCAUUUUCAUAUUUAAAUUAUUAUUUUAAACUUAAGACAAGAUACUAUUUUAGAAGGAAAGUUAUUCUUAUAUAAAAAUAAAGAAGGUUAAGGCCACUAAGGGCAUAGCCAGAAAUAUAAUGACACGAAGAAAUUCAUUGUACAAUGAUCUAAUAUCUGCAAUAUCUUAGAAAGGGGUGAUGGGGGUGCUCAAAUCCAGGUGUACUCAUCUUAGAGCCACAGGGCCUGAAUUUUUAUUGUUAUUAAAUAACUUCCUUUAUUAUCUUUUUUUAAAUAAAGAUAUGGAGUUUACAGACAAUGAAAUUCGCGAAGAACUGGCACGCCUUGGCUACAAAGAUGUUCCUGAAGAAAAGUUAGCUGAAUUUAAGAAAGGUUUGAAGCUAAUAUUUUUAUAAAUUCUUUGGUUCAAAGCUUUCUAAUUUUAAUGAAAUGGUGUCGCUUAAAUUAAAAGAUUUUAUAUGCACUUACACUGUUGAUGUAGUAUUAGCUUUAUGUAGCAUCAAAUAUAAUAAGCAUUUUUUAAGGCUUUUCAUAUUGUUUUUUUAUUAUUAUAAUUCUUUUAUAUUUUAUUAUUGUUAGAUCUCAUCAAGUUGAUAAAUACUGAGCGGAGCAAGAGCAACUCUCUGAAUAGUAGUUCAGAUGAAGUACAAUAUGAUAACCGUGCACCUUCAACUCAGCAAAAAAUUAGUAAGUACAAUGUUGCUAAGCUAUUUCUUACUUGCAGGGCCAUGCUGAGGAAAAGCUGUGUCCUGGGGUGAAGACUGAAAUGCUGCCCACCAAUAUAUAGAAAAAAGUGCCAUCCAAGAAAGAUCAUAAAAAGACAAUUUCGGUGCCCCAUGUCUUUGAGAAGUACAUGGAAUUUUAUAGUUUUAUUCAUGCUAAGUGUCUGCCAUAAAGAUGAUAUUGGUACCCAGGAUGAGUGCUUUCUUCACACAGCCCUAGUUACUUGGAGGUAUUGGGUAAUGUACAUAUUUUCCUGAUGAUACAUAAAUACCAAAGUUUUAAAAUAUUCUUGUGUCAGAUUUAAUAAGGGUGUAGAGAUGGGAGUCCUUAUAUUUUGUUUGAAAUUUAUGAUACAUGUACACAAGCACUUAUAAUAAAUUUGUGGUACUUAGUAAACCUAUAUUUAGCUUUUGGGGCUUUUGAUAAAUGACAGCAUUAUUAUUAGAUUAUAUCAUUUAUUUUUCAGACUCUUCAUCUCAUAAAGGCAAUGAUAGAAAUAACCAAGGAAGCCCUUUAGCUGGAACAGUAAGGAGAUUUUUAUAUGGAUAAAUUUCAUUUUUAUUUAGAUUUUGAAUUUCAUGUUAAUUUUAAAAAAGUAAUAUUCAAAAAUGGUACAUUAUAUUUAAAUCCAGAGCUACAAGGAGGAUUGGCAAUAUAGAGGUGGUAGAGGUGAGACAUCCUACAAAUCUUUGAUGGAUAGAGGCAAUAGACCUACCUACCCCAGAUCCUACAGCUUGUAUGAAAUGCCAAUAGAUAUACAAAGAAUAGAAACGCCACCUCAGGAUGUCAACAACUGUUUAGAUGUGGACCAAUGCUCAGAAGCUGAAUCAGAAACAACAAAAAAUUUGAAAAGAAAAAUAUGCAGGUAACAGUAUUUAAUUGAAAUAAAAAAAGGGUACUUUUUGCUAUCAUAGGUAUACCAUUAAGUUUGAAGUCACUGAAUCACUCUACAUUAUCUCUAUAAUUUUCAGAUUUAUUAUUAACCCUUUUGAAUGGCAAAAAAGACGAAGGGUUGAUCCAUCUGCCCAAUAAAACAAGCCUUGAGAUUGGUCGGCUGGUCUUUACAGCAGCUAAUCAGAUUGCUUCUAGCAUUUCUUGCUAAUCUCUCCAUUUAAUGGCAACUUCUAGUGAUAGUUAACUGUAUUCUUUCAUUUUAUCCCAAAUGUCCCCAAUAAAUGCUUUAAAAAAUAUAUGACCUUGAAAUAUGCCAAAAGGAAUUAGCACCCCAGUGGUAAAUUUCUAUGUUUCUAUGUAGGACCAAUGAAGACUUUGAACAAUUAGAAAAAUCAAAAAAAAAUUCUAAGGGUAAAAUAUUGCAUGAAUAGUUGAUUCAAAUCAGGAUAUCUCAUUUGCUUAUUUAUAUAGUGUUAUAUUUGUAAAGUAAUUAGUUUAUUUUUUUAAUAACUUUUUUGCAAAAUUUAGUGCAGAGCUUUUAAAAAGGGCUCCAGUAUUAUUUAUAAAUUGUUCACAUUUACUUUAUUAACUUUAUUUGUUAUUAAAGUACUUAUUUAUUAAUUUAAUGAGCUGAAGCAAUGAAAAGCACUUAAAAAUUUAUUCAAUCUUUAAAACUUUAUAUAUUACACAACCUCUGAUUUAUAAGCUAUUUUCCUUUCCUCUUCUAGAAAAACAUCAAGUGGAGAGAGAGUUGUUGACGAAUCCUUUAGUAGUUCUGGCGUUGGUAAGUUCAAUGCUUAAACAAAUGUGAAACCUGUCCAUCUUAGUUCUUAUAUUAAUUGAUCAAAAUGUGUAAAAUUGAAAGAAGCUCCAGAAAGAGCACAGCUUUGAGUAGUGUAGCUAGACUAGUUUUUCUAUUACUUGUAGUGAUGCGGAAGGUUUGAAAAUGUUUGGGGUAGGCUUGCAGUUGUGUCACAAGAAUAUCAUAUAAAAAGUACAAAAACAGUACUUUGGACAUUUUAGCUAUUAAGUAUAAUCAUCUGAAGUGAUAUAACACAAAUAAAAUAUCCAUCAAAUCUAAUAUUUACUUUGAUGCUGCUCCUAAUAAACAUUUUGUAUCACUAUGUUUCUUAAUACUUUUAUGAUGUGUCAAAGAAUUUUUGUCAUCAGUUUUAAUGUCAAGAGAUUAAAAAAUGUUGAAAGCUGUUGUUGAUCUUGGCGGGUGAUAUUUCAGUAUGAACUUAAAAUUAUUUCAGAUCAACUUCCCAUUUAUAUUUGAUUAGUUUUAUUUGCUUGUUUUGAAUAUAAUUUUCCUUUUUGUACUCUACAGCUGGUAUAUACGAAAUAUAUGAAAAAAUAAAAAACCUUGCCAUGCGGGACUGUGAAUGUGGAAAAACAAGAUCUAUGUCUACUGUAUCAGAUGUUAGUGCGGUACCUAUUUCUAGUUUUUUGUUUAAAAAUUAUUUUAAAACAUUUUAUUUUUAAAAGGUGUAAAUCGUUCUAUGUUUAUUACUUCUUUUAAUGCCCCUUUGAUUAAAAUUUAUAUUUGUAUUGUAUGUAUUAAAAAGAUGGAUGUGUAGAGAAUUGAAUAAAAAAUUAAUUUUAUAAUUUUUUAAAAACUUUUCAGCCUCCAUAUCGCAUUAAAGGUGUUAAUAAAAAUCCAUCAGGUAUUUAUAUUUUUCCAGUAUAUUUCUCCUUGUAAUUAUAAUGUUUCCUUUUAUAAUAAUGUCAUAAAUGAUUACAACUGAGUAAUAUUUCACUUCAUUUUAUAAUAACUCUAUUUUCUAUUUCAGUAAUCAAAAUGGGGGAACCGCCUCAUACAAGAAAUUUAACUCGAACUGUCCCCUUUAAGCGGCAUCAGAUGUAUCAGAAAAUGUGGAAAGCUCAGCCAGCUAUUGGGGAUGAUUUUCGCCAUCGCAUGCGCAAAGAAGUGCAUUCUAAGAUGCUUCAAAAAGAUGAUAUAAAGGUAUUUAGAAAUGACUAAACCAAAAUAUUACUUAAUGAAAUCUUUGAUAAAAAGAAGUAAUUGAUCAGGCAUUUGAUUAUGCUUUUCUAUUGCAAAUGUAAUCAGCUUACAGCAAACUUCAACUUUUUCUUAGUGAGCACUUACAAAUUUAUUUAAUAAAUUUUUAAGUUAAACAUUUAUAUACCCGGUAUAUAUAAUUUAGAAGAUGGUGAAUUUCUUAAGCAGAAGUGUUUGUAUUUCAUUUUGUUGUCUUCUUUACAGGUGUUUCAUAAAGUGUUUGUGCCAAACCCUUAUGUUGUCCCAACAGAGAAGCCCCGCUAUGACUUACGAUGGAGUGUGCGCAAAGCUAACGCUUUAUAUGAGAUGCCUCCUCAUGGCUUCUACCAUGAAAUUUGAAACCUCAGUAACAUAGGAGAAAUAUAUUACAAUUUCCCUUUGUUCAAGACAUGCCAUUUAGGAAUUUAUUUAAGUCAUCACCCUACUUCUUUCUACUGGGACUUUGAAAAUGAAUUGUUUAUAUUAAUCAAUUAUACCUAUACAUAAUUUUUUUAAAAGGAUUAUUUUCAGCUGACAAAAUUUUGUAAACUAAAAAUGUCAUGUGUGUAUCAUAUAAAUAUUUAGCUAGUAUUUUCAUCCAUUAAUUAAGUCAUCUUUAAGAUCUACAAGUAGGAGUAAAAUUCUGUCUGGAAUGCUCUACAUACAAAUUAUUGCUAAAGUCACCCUUUUGGUGGGUUUUUUGUUAUGUCUUAUAUUUUUUAGAUCCUGCUGGCAAGUGUAAUUGAUGUUUGUAUUAAUAUUUUUAAAAAUAAUUUUAAGACUGUAAAUGUAGAUAAAAUAUUUUUAUUAACUGUAAUAAAACAAAGUCACUUGCCAAUUUUGUCCUUUGCUAUUUUACAGAUCAAUACAUAAUUAUACAAAAACAGUUCAAAACAUUAAAGGUUUAGUAAAUGGUUUUCUCAAAGUGCUGUCUUCUUUCGGCUUUGUUCUAAAAUCUUCUGGCCGUAGUCUGUUGACAAAUUUUGUUUCAACUCUGGUAGAAUGGAGCUCAUCUAGUAAUUUGCCUUCAAUUUUUUCAACUGCUGCUAAUGUAAGUACAAGCGUGUCAUGCUUCAACAUUGAGUAAACAUUCAAUCCUGUAACAAACAAAAUAAAAUGUAUUAUUUCAAAAUAUGCCAGUGAAUUUCAAUAUCUGGAAACUUUGAAAUGCAUUUGGAUGAUUUGGUAAAUGAUAUAAACCACUAUAUUAUGCAACUCGGUUGAUUACCUGUCUUGGCUUAGUUAUUUCUAAAUUUCAGUUUUUGGUGACACUUUUUUUUUACAUCUUGUUCAAUACAAACCAAUAGUCAUAAUGGUAGGCAUAAUAUUAGAUUUAUUUACAUCUGUCCCUUACAUACCAUAGGCAGGCAUAAGGUUAAAUCCACGUAUUUGGCUCACAGCUUCUGUUAUUUUCUCUGG